Puma concolor (puma) is the source of this 4764-nucleotide messenger RNA. NCBI's taxonomy places the organism in Eukaryota, Metazoa, Chordata, Mammalia, Carnivora, Felidae. The record is from RefSeq and is a predicted model, not a curated record.
AUGUCGCUGCUCUGUGUGCGCGUUAAAAGAGCCAAAUUCCAGGGUUCACCAGAUAAAUUUAACACCUAUGUGACCCUGAAAGUGCAGAAUGUGAAGAGCACAACUGUAGCAGUUCGUGGUGAUCAACCUUCUUGGGAACAAGAUUUUAUGUUGAUCCUGGAAGGGCCUGGAGAGUGGUCCACGUUGGAGGCAGAGACACUGAUGAAAGAUGAUGAGAUAUGUGGAACUAAAAACCCAACUCCUCAUAAGAUUUUGCUUGAUACAAGAUUUGAGCUGCCUUUUGAUAUCCCAGAGGAGGAGGCCAGAUACUGGACUUACAAAUUGGAGCAAAUCAAUGUCUUGGGAGCUGACAGUGAGUAUUAUAUUCAAGAAGAAAGCCAGAGGAAGCCAUUACCCACUGCUGCCGCCCAGUGUUGUUACUGGACCUAUUUGGGCUGGGGAGAGCAGCAGACUUUUGAAGAUCCUGAUAGUGCCGUUGAUGACCGAGAUAGUGACUAUCGCAGUGAGACCAGCAAUAGCAUCCCACCUCCUUACCAUACGACUUCCCAGCCCAAUGCUUCUGUGCACCAGUUUCCUGUGCCUGUGCGAUUGCCACAGCAGCUGCUACUUCAGGGCAGUUCCCGGGAUUCUUGCAAUGACUCUAUGCAAAGUUAUGAUCUUGAUUAUCCAGAGCGGAGGGCCCUCAGCCCCACCAGCAGUAGUAGGUAUGGCUCCUCCUGUAAUGUGAGUCAAGGAAGCUCUCAGUUGAGUGAACUAGACCAAUGCCAUGAACAAGAUGAUGACCGUCGGGAGAGGGACUCGAUUCAUUCAUGCCACAGCUCUGGCAGCUUCUCCAGAGAUGGCCAAGUGGGCUUUGGAGAACAAGAGAAAGCCUUGGAGGUGACAGGUGAAGAGGAGAAGGGGACAGCAUGUGAACCCAAGGAGAGGAAAGAAGAUGCCACAAUCCAUCCUCCCCCAGAUCUGGUGCUACACGAAGACCGUGUCCUAGGCCCCCAGGAGAGCUUUCCUGAGGAGAAGGCUUCUUCACCGUUUACCCAAGCCAGAGCGCACUGGAUCCGAGCAGUUACCAAGGUUCGACUCCAGUUGCAGGAGAUUCCAGAUGAUGGUAACCCCUCUCUGCCCCAGUGGCUCCCAGGAGGGCCAGCUGGAGGGCUCUAUGGCAUUGACAGCAUGCCAGAUCUACGUAGAAAGAAGCCACUGCCACUUGUCAGUGAUCUGGCUAUGUCAUUGGUCCAGUCCCGGAAGGCAGGGAUUACUUCUGCAAUGGCUACACGCACAUCUCUCAAAGAUGAAGAGCUGAAAUCCCACGUGUAUAAGAAAACCCUGCAGGCCUUAAUCUACCCCAUCUCGUGUACCACACCCCACAACUUUGAGGUCUGGACGGCCACUACCCCUACCUACUGCUAUGAGUGUGAAGGUCUGCUCUGGGGCAUUGCCCGGCAGGGCAUGCGCUGCAGUGAGUGUGGAGUCAAGUGCCAUGAGAAGUGCCAGGAUCUGCUCAACGCCGACUGCCUGCAACGGGCUGCAGAAAAGAGUUCUAAACAUGGAGCUGAGGACCGGACCCAGAACAUAAUCAUGGCCAUGAAGGACCGCAUGAAGAUCCGAGAGCGGAAUAAGCCAGAGAUCUUUGAAGUUAUCCGGGAUGUCUUUACUGUGAGCAAAGUUGCCCAUGUGCAACAGAUGAAAACAGUGAAGCAGAGUGUACUGGAUGGCACCUCCAAAUGGUCGGCCAAGAUUACCAUCACUGUGGUGUGUGCCCAGGGCCUACAAGCCAAGGACAAGACAGGAUCCAGUGACCCUUACGUGACUGUGCAAGUGGGCAAAACCAAGAAGCGUACCAAGACUAUUUUUGGGAAUCUGAACCCUGUUUGGGAAGAGAAGUUCCAUUUUGAGUGCCACAACUCUUCUGACCGCAUCAAGGUACGUGUAUGGGAUGAAGAUGAUGACAUCAAGUCAAGAGUAAAACAGCGGCUUAAACGAGAGUCUGAUGAUUUCCUUGGUCAAACCAUUAUUGAGGUCCGGACACUGAGUGGCGAGAUGGACGUCUGGUACAACUUGGAGAAGAGGACAGAUAAAUCAGCUGUCUCAGGGGCUAUCCGACUACAAAUCAGUGUGGAGAUCAAGGGGGAGGAGAAGGUAGCACCGUAUCAUGUGCAAUAUACGUGUCUCCAUGAGAACCUUUUCCAUUACCUCACAGACAUUCAGGGUAGUGGAGGAGUCCUGAUUCCUGAGGCUCGAGGAGAUGAUGCAUGGAAGGUGUACUUUGAUGAGACUGCCCAAGAAAUUGUGGAUGAAUUUGCCAUGCGCUAUGGCAUCGAGUCCAUAUAUCAGGCCAUGACGCACUUUGCAUGUUUGUCAUCCAAGUACAUGUGUCCUGGUGUGCCAGCAGUGAUGAGCACCUUACUGGCCAACAUCAAUGCCUACUAUGCCCACACAACCGCCUCCACCAAUGUCUCUGCAUCUGAUCGCUUUGCAGCUUCCAACUUUGGGAAAGAGAGAUUUGUAAAACUACUGGACCAGCUGCACAACUCACUGAGAAUUGACCUCUCUACCUACAGGAAUAAUUUCCCUGCUGGAAGCCCUGAGCGGCUUCAGGACUUGAAGUCAACAGUGGAUUUGCUGACCAGCAUUACUUUCUUCAGAAUGAAGGUGCAAGAACUGCAGAGUCCUCCAAGAGCCAGCCAGGUGGUAAAAGAUUGUGUGAAGGCCUGUUUGAACUCCACCUAUGAGUAUAUCUUCAACAACUGCCAUGACUUGUACAGUCACCAGUACCAGCUGAAACAGGAGCUACCUCCAGAGGAACAAGGACCCAGCAUUCGGAACCUGGAUUUUUGGCCCAAACUCAUCACACUCAUUGUGUCAAUCAUAGAGGAAGAUAAGAAUUCCUACACACUCAUUCUGAACCAGUUUCCUCAGGAGUUGAAUGUGGGAAAAGUCAGCGCAGAAGUGAUGUGGCAGCUCUUUGCCCAAGACAUGAAAUAUGCACUGGAGGAGCAUGAGAAAGACCGGCUGUGUAAGAGUGCUGACUACAUGAACCUACACUUCAAGGUGAAGUGGCUCCACAAUGAAUACGUGCGAGAUCUGCCUGCCCUCCAGGGGCAGGUGCCUGAGUACCCAGUGUGGUUUGAGCAGUUUGUCCUGCAGUGGCUGGAUGAGAAUGAAGAUGUGUCCCUGGAAUUCCUACGUGGGGCCCUGGAACGAGAUAAGAAGGAUGGGUUCCAGCAGACAUCAGAGCAUGCGCUCUUUUCUUGCUCUGUGGUGGACGUCUUCACACAGCUCAACCAGAGCUUUGAGAUCAUCCGGAAGCUGGAAUGCCCAGACCCCAACAUCCUAGCCCACUACAUGAGGAGAUUUGCUAAGACCAUCGGGAAGGUGCUGAUGCAGUAUGCAGACAUCUUAUCAAAGAGCUUCCCAGAUUAUUGCAAAAAGGAGAAAAUGCCCUGCAUCCUGAUGAACAACAUGCAGCAACUGAGAGUCCAGCUGGAGAAAAUGUUUGAGGCCAUGGGAGGCAAGGAGUUGGAUCCUGAAGCUGCAGACAGUUUGAAGGAGCUGCAGGUGAAACUGAAUACGGUUCUGGAUGAGCUCAGCAUGGUAUUUGGAAACAGUUUUCAGGUGCGGAUUGAUGAGUGUGUUCGACAAAUGGCUGACAUCCUGGGCCAGGUGCGGGGCCCAGGGAAUGCAUCCCCCAGCGCCAGGGCCUCAGUGGCUCAGGAUGCAGAUAGUGUGCUCCGGCCUCUCAUGGACUUCCUGGAUGGCAACCUCACACUCUUUGCCACUGUGUGUGAGAAGACAGUCCUGAAGCGUGUACUGAAGGAGCUCUGGCGGGUGGUAAUGAACACAAUGGAAAGGAUGAUUGUUCUGCCCCCACUCACUGACCAGACGGGCACCCAGCUGAUCUUCACUGCUGCCAAGGAGCUGAGCAAUCUUUCCAAACUCAAGGACCACAUGGUUCGAGAGGAAACACGGAGUCUCACUCCGAAGCAGUGUGCCAUCCUUGACCUCGCUCUGGACACCAUCAAGCAAUACUUUCACGCGGGAGGUAAUGGGCUGAAGAAAACUUUCCUGGAGAAGAGCCCAGAUCUACAGUCCCUACGUUAUGCCCUAUCUCUGUACACACAGACCACAGACACGCUUAUCAAAACCUUUGUUCGCUCACAGACUGCCCAGGUGCAUGAUGGGAAAGGUAUUAGGUUCACUGCUAAUGAGGACAUUCGGCCGGAAAAGGGGUCUGGUGUGGAUGAUCCUGUGGGAGAAAUCUCUAUUCAGGUGGAUUUGUUUACACAUCCUGGAACUGGGGAGCACAAGGUCACAGUGAAAGUGGUGGCUGCCAAUGACCUCAAGUGGCAGACAGCAGGUAUGUUCCGGCCCUUUGUGGAAGUGACCAUGGUUGGCCCACACCAAAGUGAUAAGAAGAGGAAGUUCACAACCAAGUCGAAGAGCAACAACUGGGCUCCCAAGUAUAAUGAGACAUUCCACUUCCUCCUGGGAAAUGAAGAGGGGCCAGAAGCCUAUGAGUUGCAAAUAUGUGUGAAGGAUUACUGCUUUGCCCGGGAGGAUCGUGUUCUGGGGCUGGCUGUGAUGCCUCUGAGGGAUGUGGCAGCCAAGGGAAGCUGUGCUUGCUGGUGCCCCUUGGGCCGGAAGAUCCACAUGGAUGAGACAGGCAUGACUAUUCUCCGGAUUCUGUCUCAGAGGAGCAAUGACGAAGUGGCUCGGGAGUUUGUGAAGCUCAAAUCGGAGUCUCGUUCCAUGGAAGAGGGGAGCUGA